GCAACCCCGAGAAUCGGUUUCUAAUCCAAUGCAAGCCUCCUCUGUCACAUUUGUCACCUACUAAUAACGUGCAUGUAGAAGAUCGACAAAUUGAUGCUGAAAACGUUAGUGAUUCUAAUUUUUCUGAUGAAUUCGCAAGUGACGAGUGCGACAGCGAUGAAUCUCAUUCCGAAGAGGAUUCAACCCAGCAGGUUUUAACAUUCAGUAUGUUGUAGAAAAUGAAACGGAAGAGAAAGAGAAAUCGAGAGCAUAGAGUUGAUCCAUUGUGGCAAGGAAGAAGUGUGUUUGGUGCUUACGCGAGUUUGGUAUGUGAGAUGGCAUUAUGCAAUCAUGUAAUGUUCCGCAAAUACACCAGGAUGAGUGUAACUUCAUUUGAAAAACUGCUUCUUAAAGUUGGUAAUCAACUUGUUAGUACACCGACCAGACCGGAUAUUUUAAAGCCUUCAGAAAAAUUAAUAGUCACUCUAAGAUAUCUUGCAACAGGAGAAUCGUUUACGUCUCUUACCUUUCAAUUUAGAAUGGGUAUUACAACAAUUCAAAAGCUGGUUCAGGAAAGCAUGAAAAUUUUAUGGAAAACUCUCCAACCAGAUGUGUUGAAAUUUCCUUCCACUGAGGAAGAGUGGAUGAAAAUAAUAAAAGACUUCGAUGAUUUGUGGCAGUUUCCAAACUGCUUUGGAGCUAUGGAUGGAAAGCACAUUAUGAUGCAAGCGCAACCAAACACUGGCUCAGAUUGUUACAACUACAAAGAAUUUCACAGCAUUAUACUAUUAGCAAUGUGUGAUGCAACGUAUAAUUUUACUUACGUAGACGUGGGUGGCAAAGGAAGACAGAGCGAUAGUGGCGUUUUGAAAAAUACAGAUUUAUAUGAAAAACUCGCAAAUGACUCAUUGAAUCUACCUCCAGCAUCUUUUCUUCAUGAUAAUGGACCAAGAGUUCCUCAAGUUUUUCUGGGAGAUGCAGCUUUUAGUAACACCGAUUAUUGUCUGUGCCCAUUUAAAGGGGCAGGAAAAGGAAAUCUUGAAAAGGAUAAAAUGAUAUUUAAUUACAGGCGAGAAGAGCAAUUGAGAAUGCGUUUGGAAUAUUAGUUGCUCUAUGGAGAAUAUUUAGAGGACU
Molecule: messenger RNA, 1113 nt
Organism: Leptopilina boulardi
Lineage: Eukaryota; Metazoa; Arthropoda; Insecta; Hymenoptera; Figitidae
Exons: 4
Coding region: 219-1085 (288 amino acids)
Source: RefSeq, a predicted model, not a curated record